UAUGUGACUUGUGUAUGCAUAAUUUUUUGAAAUCACAAUAAUAAAUCUCACAUAAAUUUGUGUCCAUGGCAUAUUAAUUGCAGUGAUAAAUAAGCACAAAUAUAUUUCUGAAUUUACAGUAUCUAUAAUAUCAUUAAUAUUGAAAGACGUUAGAGUUUAGAUUUUGUACAUACCUGCCAAUUUCCUUUGAGGAAAAAUCACAUGGUUAUGUAAUGCUUUAUUCUAACACAAAGUAUAAAACAUUUAUUGGACCUGUUCUUUGUUGUUUUUAUUUCUGUUUACUGCUUUAAAUCUUUCAUUGUCUUCAUCAAUUGUAAGAUCACACUAUACAAGAGGGUACAUAUGGAUGAGGUUUACAAAAUAGAGAAUAACAGGCCAAAACUAUGUACAGAAAAAUGGAAAAAAAUAAGAAAAGAGAAAAAUAGUUCAAAAAAAUAAAGGAUAGAGAAUAAUGGGGGCUAAAGUAUAAAGAAUACAGAAUAAUGAGCAAAAUAAAAAAGUAUAGAGAAAAAAUUUGAGGCCUAAAGUAUGAAAGAAUAAAGAAAUAAAGGACCCUGUAUCCAGACCCUCAUUCAAUGUAUAAGAAGCUAUAAAUUGCAGAUGACAGGAUGAUCAAGGUUAAAUUACAAAUGUAUCUAUUUAAAAAAAUCUUUGUUUUAUUGUGAUAUUUUUAACAAAGGUAUGCACUGUAGAAUACAAAAGAUACUCGUAGCACUACUAUAUUUAAGUAUUUAAAGUCUACCAUUGUAUAUGAACAUUUGUAAAUAACAUGAAUAAUGGUGACUUUACAAUAUAUUGACUGUUAAUAAAGACUGAGCCGUUUUUGACGGUUGAUGCAAUGGCUUCUGGCAGGACAUCUGCUGUCACUUCUCCAGCACGUCUUCCACAAAGACCAUCAUCAGUAAGAAGGGGAAGAGCACCCACAGUAUCAGGCAGGUUAUACGUCCCUGAUGGCGCAUCACCUUCACCUUAUAUCAACAGAGAUAAUUUGAGACAGACAGCUAGUGCUCCUGGUAAACUUCGUCGACGUGGCAGGAAUACACCAGCAUCUUCAAUCUUUGUAUCGCCUACAAGCCGACAGAAACCCAAACCAAAUGUUCACAUCAAGUCACCCUUUAAACAUUCUAUGCAGAAGGCGGAGACAUCUCAGGAUAGACCUUCCUCUCCAGCACAAGAUCUGAAAGACAUGACAGCAUUUGCUACCUUCCAAGUAGGUAAAAUGUUAUCCAGAGAACCAGUGGAACAAAAGGCCAAACUUCAUGGGAGGCUCCUAAAGGGAAAAUUAAAACCACUGAAGCCAGUGAAUGUUAAGGGACCAUCAAUAGAGAAAUGUAGAGGUAUCGUUUCUGAAAACAGAACAUCACUGCCACCUGCUAACAAAACUUUAGCUAGAAGGAGGGAGAUCUUAGAACGUAUACCAAAUGUUCACGAAUACCUGUAUGAUAGGCCCCGUACUGAAGAAUCCAUUCAUCGUACAUCUCGUGCAUCGAGUGUGGAUGAAAACCGAGACCAUAUUAUAAAAGAGGAAUCAACAGAGCUAGAAGGAGAAACACCAGAAGUUUACCAAAGUGACUCAUUACCAAUUGGUCCAACUGGUUCCCGAAUGACUACAAACAGUGGCCUUUCAGGUCCAACCCCUACACCAAGGAUGUUUGUUACAGAAAUAAAUGGUAAAGGAAAAGAAAAUACACCUUUUGAUAAUAAUAUCAACAGUAGAAUAAAAAACCAGCUUGAACUUCAACAAAACCAGGAAUGCAAUGCAGGAGAGACUGGUGACAAAACCGAGAACCAAAGUAGGCCAAAUACUGCAGGAAAAUUGGUCAGAUUUGCUGAGGGCUCUAAAGAGGAUGGUGAAAAAAGCAAAGACAUGAAACAAUUCCAAAAUGCCAAAAUUGCUGAAGGCUUGAGGGAAAAUACAACAAACACUGUGUCUACCGAAAAUACACAAAUGGAAAUAGCUAUGAAGGUUGAUAUCAAAAUUGUUGAUAAAACGGAAAAAUCUAAAUCUGAAGAAAACAAAAUAGUUCAAGGGGAGAUUAAAGUUUUAGACAAAGGAGAACAAAUUGAAAAAGGCAAAAAGAAAACUAAAGAAAGUUGUAAACCUGAUGAUGAUGUUAUAAUUAAGAAAGAUGAUGAUAAUGAUGAUGAUGACAAUAUUAAAGACCAGAAUGACAACAGAUAUGCUGAAAGUAAAUCUCAAAAUACGUCUUCAUCCCAGAAUGCUGAGCAGUCUGGUUCCCAAUCCAUGGAACCCAGUGAUAAAAAUGUUAAUGGGAAGCAGAACUCAGUACAUACAUGCAGGAAUAGACAAAGAUACAAAGCACCAAACACAUUACAGAUUCAGUCUGUAUUACAUGAUGGGAGUGUUUAUUAUACCCUAGGUGCAGAGAGUCCUCGUCGUAGUCCCUCUCCAGCAAGAUCGCCAAGUCCUGUGGCUUCAUCACUUCGUAGUAGUUCAGAUGGUUCUAAGAAUAAAUUUAACAAGCUGGUGAGGCCAUCCUCAGCUAAUUUAGGAAAAAAGCACAAAAGAAGGUCUUCUGAGACAUCGCACUCAAGCAUAUCUGUGGUAACCAAUAGAAAAUCUGAAUCAGCAGAAUCACCAUCAAGAAAAUCAAAAGUUUAUUUUGAAGGAGAAUAUCCUCCUCACCAAUCAAUAUUCACUGAGAAUAAAAUUGGAGAUCAGAUAGAGAUCUCUCUUAAAGAUGACAAGACAUUGACAUUUGACGAUUUAGAUCAGGAACUUUUGGCCAUUCAAGAAAGUAUUCAGAUGAGACGAGAGGAGACAUCAGAUGAUGCUAUGUUUAUUAACCUUAAUUCUGAGUCCACAGUGAAAGAAAAUGAUUGUGAACUCCAAAGGCAAGCUGAAGAAAAUAUCAUGCAUUUAGAACUAAAUAAUAAAUGUCUGCAAACGGAUGAGGAUUACAUGUCUGAAACACCAAAGGACAAUGGACAGUCAUAUUCUGACUUGUUAGAUAUGUAUAGAAAGAAAUGUAUGACAGUCAGUGAAAACUGUGGUUGUAUUAGUGAUUCACUAAUGACACCAGGUCGUGCUAUGACUAAUGUCAAAAGGAGUCAUUCAUUUUCUAGACCUUCUUCUGCUUCAAGUAAAAAAUCUUCACCGAAAAAACUAGAAAGAAGAAACAGUUUCCACUUUGAAAAGCCUACUUCUGAUACAGAUGUUUCAAAACCAAAAGUCUUAUUCAGAUCACCAUCUGUUGUUUCUAUGGCAACUGACAGUGGAUGUAGUAUAGGAUUUGAAGCAGAAGACAAAAUUCCUAAUUAUUAUCUGACGUCUGCUGCAACUGAUUCAGAUGUUUGUGUGACUGAUAGAAGUGAAGAAGAGAAGCCAUUACUGGCUAUGGUUUGUGAUCAACUACCCCCUGAUGAGACUAUCAACCCAAAUUCAGCCAACACAAAUAAUACAAGCGAUUUUACUAAAUCUAGUUUCCAAGUGGUUGCCACAGCUGCAGAAAUUUCUAAGCCAAAACAAGUGAAGAAACCAGCGAAGAAGGAACCAGUUGCACCAUUUGCUCCUCUGUGUUUUACUUUGAAUGCUAGAGCACCUACAGGAUAUUUAUAUUACUUUGCUUAUGGACCUGACAUGAACCCAUCUAGGGUAUCUGCUUACUUAAAAAGAGAAGUGAACUGCAGAUAUUGGGGACUUUUGUAUGGUUUCCAGCUUGUGUUCAACAAAAAAGGUUUAGAUGUUGAAGCAGGAGGUUUUGCCAAUAUUGAGUUGAACCCAUUUUGUUCAGUUGAAGGUGUAAUUUACCAGAUAACGGCAGAAGAAUUACAGUUAUUAGAUAAUCACACUGGAUAUCCAGAGCAUUAUACACAUUUGAUGUUACCAGUGUGGAUGUCAAACUCCAUGAAUCCUGACCAGUAUGGAGUAGCCCAAUAUUGUGUACCUGCUGUUAUGUAUUUAGCUCAAGAUAAAUGGAUAAACAAAGAUGAAACAAUCAAUUGUGACUAUGCAUUACAGCAGUGCAUCAAAAGUUCUGACUUAGUUACUCCUGACUACAGGGAUCACAUGGUCAAUUACUGUCAGCCAAUGAAAGAACAAGUUAUGUGUGUAUAGAAGUGACAGUGGUCAGAAAGAACAUUUCUUUUAAUUGGUUGCAGAGUUCAUAUAAUCAUAUUCUGCUGGCAGAUGUGUAAGAGAGUUUGAUUCUAUUGGACAAUUUCUUUAUAAAAUGUCAAGCAAAUAGUUAACAAAUUGAUUUCUGUACUUAAGAAAUGUAAAUCAUCUAGUUUACAAGGAGUCCCUAUCUCCUAACUUUGGAUGGGAACAGUGAUCUUAGGGAUAACAACCCAUUGGAAACAGGUCUACUUACACUAAGUUACAUAAAAUUAAAUGUAAACACCUGUUGUUAUUUGGGCUAAAAGAAGUAAUUUUUAUCCCAAUAAAUGUGAUUUUAUAAAAAUAAGGAGAUGUUGUAUGAUUGCUUAUUUAGAAUAAAUAAUUAAAUGCUUAUGACUAAUCAGUAUUAAACUAAUAAAAUAUUGAAAGUUAGUUGCUUUUCAAAUUCUAUACAUGAAAUUGUUAUUUUAAUUGUAGAAUAAAUAAUAAUACAGUUUUUUAAGCAAUAAUAGAUUGCAGCAGACACUGUUUUUGAUUUAUUUAAUUUAAGUCUAAUUCAGAAUUUAUUAAUAGUCCAUCUCUUUAAACAGUUAAAGUAAAUAUAACAUUGACCUUUUGAUGUUUAAACUUGGUUUGGUUUCAGGUAUAAAUAUGUAUGGGGUAAUUUUAUAAAUUCAGAUUUGGAGGCAGAUGGUUCAUUUCUUGACAUGUCGUUAUAAAUUAUUGAAAUCCUUGAUUUAAAACUUGAAGUCCUAUCCAGUUGUCAAGUAUGGAAAAAAAACCCAACUGAUUGGUCCUUCAUCAAUAGGUCCAUAUAUUUAUAUAUGCAUAUAUUUGAUUAUGCUUUCAAAAAGUUACUGCCAAAAAGUGUUGACAAUUAUUAUUUAAUAUUUAGCUGCAAUUAAUAUUGUCAUAUAUUAUCUGUGAUAUACUGUAAAUUUCAGAAAUUAUUGCAUGCAUUUAUUAUUGCACUUUUUUUAGAAUGGAGGAAAAUGCAAGAUUAAUCAUUGCGAUUUCGGGAAGAGCUGCCUACAGACAUAUGUAUCAGAUAGCAUAAUGCAACUUCUUAUUAUUGCGAUAUGCAUUCAGUCGCAUUAUUCACAUUGAUAAAAACCUCGUAAUAAUUUCUGAAUUUACAGUACUGUUUAAUAGUGCCUUGAUGAAAAUCUUUUAGAAAGAUUAUUUUAUUUUAUAGGAUGUUGAAAUGUGUUACAUAUAAUCCUAUUUUCAGCCGUCUGCUGAGGGUAUCAGUCUAGAUAUAUUUUUUGUGGGGGGGGGGGGGGGGGGGGGGGUUGUCUUUUUACAGCAUUUAUCAAUAGAGACAUGAAAAUAAUCAUAAACAUGUUUUAUUUAGUUUUAGUAUCCUAAUAAUGUUUUAAUUUUGUCUUUGAUCCAUUUCUUUAUUUUCUUGAUAUAUUUAUUUGUACAGAUUCAUUAAACAGGUGAAACAUUUUUGUGUCCUCACUGUUUUGAAUGAAUUAAAUACUUAAUCUGUGAUUAUAUUAUAUUUUAUAUUAUAUUUUUAUGCAUCUAAAUUUUUUUUUUUAACAAUUUUAUUUUUAUUUAAAAAACGUUAUGUUUAUAUGAAGUUAUAUAUAUUUAUGAUAUGUUUCUAAGAACAAAGGAUGGAUGUUUUGAUUACUGUUGUUCAUUCUUGUUCUUACCAAGUACUUGUUUAUUGAAUUGUUAACUUUUUAAAUUUGUUUGCUUGAUUGUAGGUACAUUAGUAUUUUUUUUAUAGAUCUGAUAAGAUUUCUAAGAUUUUUAAAUUAACAAACCAUUAUCCUUAUAUUUUUUAACACAUUUUCAUGAUAAUUAAAAAUAUUUUUAUAAAUAGAAGAAUUGCCGCUCCAAGGGCAUAUCUCUGUACUUUAAAUAAUUUUUUAUUGUUAUUUAAAAUUUAUUUGUUCAGUUUUACAGAGUUCUCUAUCAUGGGAAUCAGUACUUUCUAAAAAAAGAUUGAUUUAUAUCAGUAACCCUCUUAGUGGUAGAGUCUUAAUAUUUAUAUGUCUGAUCCAUCACUGGAGGGGGCAUUAAGUGUUACCCAUGUCGGUCUGUAUGUCGCUUAGAAUUGGUUUCUGUCCUCUAGUUUAGUUUGCCUCAACCAAAUGUUAUGAAACUUAUUCACAAUGCCUAUUACCACAAAACAAAGAUAUUUUAAAUUCUGUAUUAAAUCAUUUGAGUUUUCAGCAAGAAUAUGCAUCUGUUUAAACAGUCCAAAGGAAUUUUAUAUGUAAUUGAGGUGGUACCAAACACCUUGACUAAAAUUAAUUUGGCUCGUUUAAUUUUCAUAAAAUUUUGACAAAAUAUUUACUUUGACCCUUUGACAAAUAUAUAAAAAUUUCAAAAAACUUGAACCACACACUUUAUCAGAAAAAUUUCAUUGGAUAUACAGCAGUUUGACAAACACUAAUUUUAAUCAUUGAGAAGCUUAAUAUUUCCUAUAAAAUAAUUGAAGGUGAUUAAAACGUUCAGCUGAUUUUUACAAAGUUAUCUCCCUGUAGUGUUAUGUACCACCUUAAUAUAACCUUUCCGUGAUAAAAAUAUCAAAAGAUUUUUUAUAGACUAGUGACCCCCUUGAUCUUCACAAGGAUUUCAAAUUAACUGUUUUACCUACGUUUUGAUAGAUUAUUGUUGUUUGUUUAAUGUUUGAUGUCCAGUGGCAAGAAUUACAUGCAUGUUCUAAAUUUAGAAACGAGCAUGUGAAAAAAAAUCAUAAUAUCAGAGAUACUUUUGGGAUGAAAAGCUACAGGUUAUUUCCUUUGUUUGUCUAUGCAUAUAUGUUGUCAGUAUUAAAGAUGGACUGUGCCUUGGAAUAAAUGUAGUAAAAUAUGA
This is a messenger RNA of Mytilus californianus (California mussel), 6916 nucleotides long. RefSeq lists its product as uncharacterized. The coding region runs from base 839 to 4078 and encodes 1079 amino acids. The record is from RefSeq and is a predicted model, not a curated record. Lineage: Eukaryota; Metazoa; Mollusca; Bivalvia; Mytilida; Mytilidae. The transcript is spliced from 17 exons.